This is a messenger RNA of Fusarium tjaetaba, 1062 nucleotides long. Its product is annotated as acriflavine sensitivity control ACR-2. NCBI's taxonomy places the organism in Eukaryota, Fungi, Ascomycota, Sordariomycetes, Hypocreales, Nectriaceae. Gene Ontology annotation, biological process: positive regulation of transcription by RNA polymerase II. The record is from RefSeq and is a predicted model, not a curated record. The coding region runs from base 1 to 1062 and encodes 353 amino acids. The transcript has 2 exons. Gene Ontology annotation, molecular function: DNA-binding transcription factor activity; transcription cis-regulatory region binding. Gene Ontology annotation, cellular component: nucleus.
AUGAUCACUGCUGCAGCUCUGCACAUGUCCAAUGUUCUAAGACCAGACACCGACAAGUCGCUGGUGACACCAAGCCACGCUCAUAACUGGCAUCCAUCUCGGAGAGCUAUGUUUGAUGCAUUGGCAGCCAAGCAAAAGGCAUUGUAUCUUCUCCGCAUGGCAUUUGAAGACCUGGACACUCACGGACACGACAUGGUUUUGACAGCUGCCAUGCUUCUUGUUACCGCGGAUAUGAUCGACUCGGGGAAACAUGGCUCCAAGGCACAUCUAGAUGGAAUCGGCUGGUUGCUAAGCUAUGCCCAGCCGGCUACUAGCGUGGGCGAGAUGCUCAAGGACUUUGUCAUAUCAGAUUGCUACAUCUUUUAUGUAUUUGCUUUGACAUUCAUGGACCAGAUCCCACAAUCUUCCCUCGCUCUCAACACAACAAUCGCGUCAUCUGCUAUUCACUAUGCCGCCCGGAACAGCUUUAUUUGCUGUCCUGCUGAGAUCCUCCAGAUUCUGUGGUCCACUGCGAUAAUCUUGCAAAGGCAGACAGCCAACAGCGUUGAUGUAGAUGGAACGGCUGCAAGAGGCCUUGAAUUAUUUAUGGAAGCCAUGACAUUCAACGUCGAAACGUGGUCUCAGGAUAUCCAGCAAGUACCUCUUGGUCGUCAGGUAACAGAUAUCUCAAGUCGGAUACACACGGGAUAUACGCAUCAGAUGGCAUGCUGCUUAUACAUCAUGUACGCAAUUCCGUCUGUCAAGAGCUUCUUACCGGAAAAUACGGAGCAUGAUCUCGAACACAGUCUGAUCUUCCAUCUCCGCCAUAUCACUGACGAGGACCCCAACUUCAAGACAUCCUUUUGGCCAACUUUCAUUGCUGGAGCUCAAACAAGUGACUCUGAUGAGCAAGCGUGGAUAAUGGAUAGAAUGAAAAGACAGUCACGUCUUUUUCCAUGGGGCUUUUUGUAUACGGCAAUGGAAACACUUGAGCUUAUCUGGAGACAGCGGGCCAAUGCUCCCGAUGGGCUGAAUUGGCUGGAGAUUCUAAGAAGUCCCGAAGUUAGCUUUCUAAUUGUGUAG